This is a messenger RNA of Procambarus clarkii (red swamp crayfish), 3144 nucleotides long. Its product is annotated as phosphotriesterase-related protein. Gene Ontology annotation, molecular function: hydrolase activity, acting on ester bonds; zinc ion binding. Gene Ontology annotation, biological process: catabolic process. NCBI's taxonomy places the organism in Eukaryota, Metazoa, Arthropoda, Malacostraca, Decapoda, Cambaridae. The record is from RefSeq and is a predicted model, not a curated record.
UCUGGCAACCCUGAACUGAGGUUUCAGUAUGGUGUCUCACUCGCUUCUAGCAUAGCAUAAUUACUGACGCUCCUGUAACAACCCUCUGACGUGCCAAGAUCUGAUUCAACCUUAAUCAAACCGUAUUUGGUCUGGAAGAUGAAGGACAAAGUACAGACAGUCUGUGGUCUGGUAGAGCCCAGCUCUCUGGGCAAAACUCUAACCCAUGAGCAUCUCUUUAUGGAGUUUGAUGUGGCAUUUACUCCAGCCAAACCAGAGGAGAAGUACAUGGAAGAUUGCAAGUUUACUAUGGAAAAUUUGGGAUGGAUCAGACAAAAUCCGUACAGUCACAAAUUCAACAUAAAUCUUACUCAACCUGAAGUACAGAUGGCAGUAAUGAAGGAAGUUAGCGAGUUCAAGAAACAUGGUGGUAGUACCAUUGUUGAAAACAGCACAUUUGGAUUAAAUAGAAACGUUUCCUUUAUGCGGAAACUUAGUCAACAGCAUGAAGUUAACAUAAUAGCAGGAGCAGGUUACUAUGUGAUGGCAGCACAAAACAAAGAAACCUUGGGUAUAUCUGUGGAAGAUAUGGUGAAUUCUAUGACAAUGGAAUUAACAUUUGGAUGUGGGGACACUCCUGAUAUAAAAUGUGGCAUCAUUGGUGAAAUUGGUUGUUCAUGGCCAUUGUAUGACUUUGAACGUCGCACUAUCCAAGCAGCAGGAGAGACACAGGCAUUUUUGGGAUGUCCAGUGAUGUUUCAUCCUGGGCGUUACCAUGGUGCUCCUGAAGAAAUUUUCCGUAUCUACACAGAAGCAGGCGGAGACCCCCAGAAAAUGGUGAUGGGUCACCUUGAUAGAACCAUCCACACAUUAGAUCUAUUAGUGGAGUAUGCAUCACUUGGCACCUAUUGUGAGUAUGACUUGUUUGGGAUAGAAACUUCUCAUUACCAGCUUAACACAAGUGUUGACAUGCCUUCUGAUGCACAAAGGAUUUCACGGAUCAAGCACUUGGUUGACAAUGGCUUUGAAGACAAAAUUCUUAUAUCUCAUGACAUUCACACCAUGCACCGUUUGGAAGCUUAUGGUGGACAUGGUUACACUCACAUUCUGAAAAACAUUGUUCCAAAAAUGCUGGACCGUGGACUAAGCCAGGAUAUUGUUAACAAGAUCCUUAUCGCCAACCCUAGUACCUGGUUGACUUUCUCGAAGUGAACCUUAUGUGAAAUUGCAAACUGUUAAAAAUUGGGAAUGAAAUAAGAAUUUUUUAUACAGUAUAGAUUUAAAAUGCAGUUUCAGAAUUUUUUGUUUAGCUGCAUCGCCACUUGUUAUAUGCCUAAAUGUUGGGUGUAAGUGGUACACAGUCAUAGGGUCUUGUUUUCUUUUAGGUAAGCUUUAUUUUUUGUUUACAUUCCUUCUGCAGCAUCAAUAAUUUCUUACCAGCUGGCCUCCUUAUCACUUUCCGACUAUUGAAAUUAAGUUAUUGUAUCUGGAUGGAUGGGUGCGUCUGUCAAAUUCCUAGGACCACAAUUUGAGAUUAGUAUAGUAUUUGCCAAAGGCCUUAUGUGAUUGCUUGUAGCAGCUGUCAUAGAAAUCUCAAUAAGCAGAUACCAUGGCUUGCUUCUAGUGGCACAUGAUUCAAUCUAAUAAAUGUUUGCAUUAAUGUGGACAGGUUGUGCCAUUGUCUUGGUCAAUUAAUUAUUAAAAGAACUUUGCUUCAAAAUCACAUUUGUUCACAUGGUGUGGCAUCCUGUGCUAUAGAAAAAAUACAAAUAUAAAAACAGAAACCACAUAAAAUUCAGUCAAAUCACACCAUUAAAAGAAAUAACAAUAUAAAAAAUUUGGGAAUAAUGAUGUCGGAAGACCUAAAAGACACUAGUUCUCUCUAGUAUGGAAUAUUAGUACACACUAACAGCCCUUUCAAAGUUAAGGAAAUUGCUAAUCUGGAGAAUGUGCAAAAGUCUUAAUACCUGAAUCCACUCAAUAAAACUUAAAAAUUAUUGGGACUGCUUAAAAUGUUUAAAUCUUGAUUCUCUAGAGUACAGGCAAGGGUGUGUUACAUAAUAAUUUACUUUGAAAAUAUAGAGGGACUGGUUCCAACUACAUAUGGAAAUAACUUCACAUGAGACCAGGAAGCAUGGUAGGCAGUGCAAAAUAGCACCAUUGAAAAGUAAAGGUGAAACAGGUACACUGAGAGACAUUUCUGUCAACAUUAAGGGCCCAAAACUUUUUCAACUCUCCCUCUAAAUAUAACUUGCAUAUUAUCAAGUCGAUUGUUAUGGGAGCCAUUGUAAUGAUUUGUAUAAAAUGUUACCAACAUAGUUUCUGAAUCUGGCAACUGUAAUGAUUUUUUUAAAGUCCUGAUAUAUAGCUUCUAAAUCUAAAUACAGUAUUGAGUAUACAGUAUAUAAUUACAGUUAUUACAUAUUGUCUUUCUCUUAAAUAAAUAAUUUACUAUAAAUGUCUAAACUAACCCAACUUUAAAUGUACACACAUUUAUGAAUAAAGUAUUUGAAUUGAAUUUUAUCCAUUUAUAUACAUCAAUCAUGUCACUCUUUAUCAUCUUUCUAUAAAAUAUAAAUUUAGAUUUUCUAAUUUCUUUCAUAAGGAAGAGUUCUAAUUCCUGGGAUUAACUUGUCAUCCUUCUCUUUCCGUAUGUAUUCAAGUAAAUUUAUAUUAAUUUUAUAGUAGGUAAAGUCCAAAAGUGAAUUGCAUAAUAUGAACGGGGCUAACAAGGGCAAGAUAAAGCAGAACAAUGUUGAUGGCUUGUAAUUAAAACUAAUAGAAAUAAAUAUUAGUAUCCUAUUAGCUUUAUUCUAAACAUUUAUGAAGUGAUUUUUUGGGGGGGAGGGUGGGCUUAUGAUCCUUGCUAAUCAUUACUACUAGACCUUUCUUGCAUCAGGAAUUCAUAAUUUCAGCAUUGUCCAGCUAAUAUUUAGUAAAUCUUUUAUUAUUUUAUCCAGGCUUAGAACGUGAAUUUUUUUCAGCAUUAAACUGCUUUUGCCAAUCUUUUAUUGGCAUUUUGAAAGUGUAAACUAUUUUACAGCAAUUGUCUUCUUUUGAAUUGAUUUCCCACUUAUUUUUGUAUCUGCACCUUUGCAAAUGUUGUUUAAUCCUCUGUCUAAAUCAUUAAUAUAUAUGGUGAACAAUAGAGGUACCAUGAUAGAG